Messenger RNA from Acaulospora colombiana, 531 nucleotides. The record is from the annotation of a GenBank genome assembly. NCBI's taxonomy places the organism in Eukaryota, Fungi, Glomeromycota, Glomeromycetes, Diversisporales, Acaulosporaceae.
AUGUUCAAAUUAUUUAAGUUAUUGUUGAUUCUCUUGGCCAUCACAUCCACUGCUAUAAGCAUACCGCCAUAUCGACGUGAUCCUGGGAACAAGGAAACUAUCACCGCAACAUUAGAAAAUGAUUCCGUUUUCUGUUCAUUUCUUCCACCAGAUUAUGGUGGUAACAUUAGUGGUAGCGAAAAUAAUGCUGUCGCGUUUUGCAAUACGCCUAGUCCAAAUGCGCCUGGUGCCAGAAUCUUUCCCGAAGGAUUCAUCAAAUCAUAUCACUUCGCCACUGGAGAUGGUUAUAUCCAGGUAACUGGCACUAUUCAUAGAGACGCAUACGGUUUAAGUGAAAACGACGGGGGUGGUCAGUACGAUAGUGCAGGUGCUCCUCCGGGCGCAACCUGUGCUCAUUACAAUAGAUUUGUGAACUUGGUCGAGCCUGAUGUUGAAUUAUUUUGUAUUCGAUGUUGUACCGACACUUCCAAAUGCAAUACCGGCAUUAGCCAAUAUGGAUGCAAAAAAGUUAUUCCAGGCGAUUAUAGUUAA